Messenger RNA from Naegleria gruberi, 672 nucleotides. RefSeq lists its product as uncharacterized. Gene Ontology annotation, molecular function: 1-acylglycerol-3-phosphate O-acyltransferase activity. Gene Ontology annotation, cellular component: endoplasmic reticulum. NCBI's taxonomy places the organism in Eukaryota, Heterolobosea, Eutetramitea, Acrasida, Naegleriidae. The transcript has a single exon. Gene Ontology annotation, biological process: phosphatidic acid biosynthetic process. The coding region runs from base 1 to 672 and encodes 223 amino acids. The record is from RefSeq and is a predicted model, not a curated record.
AUGGGAAAGAUUUUCCGUACAGCAACUGCAAUUGUUGUUAAAUCAAAUCCAUACUGGAAACUCUCUGUUAAACAUGUCAACAAGAAUAGUUUACCAACACAAGAGAAGAAAACUAUUUUUGUUUGCAACCAUCAAAGUAAUAUGGAUCCAUUUGCAUUAAUUUGUGGUGCUUUACCAAUUGAAACUAAAUGGGUUUCAAAGAGUGAUUUGUUUGCAAUUCCAUUUGCUGGAAGAAUGAUGUCAAAUGCCGGAGAUGUUCCAAUUGUUUUCAAGAGCAAGAAAAUGGAUGAUAUGAGUACUGACAGAGAUUCUGUUAAAUCUGCCAUGAAUAAGCUCAAAGAACAUUUACGUAAUGAUAAUGCUGUAUUUUUCUUCCCUGAAGGAAGAAGAUCUUCCACACCUGACCAACUUUUGGAAUGGAAGAAGGGUGCCUCAAUUAUGAGUUUAGAAACAGGAGCUGACAUUGUUCCAAUUGGUUUGUAUGGUACAUUCACUAUGUGGGGUAUUGAAGAAGCUCUUCCAACACCAGGUAAAGCAGCAAUUGUUGUCGGAGAACCAAUUAGUGUUCAAGGAAUGACUUUGGAAAAGGAUGUUGAAACUCUCAAUGAAAAAACAAGAGAAGCUGUUGCUGAAUUGUUGCAAAAAGCUAUGGCUGAAUAUGCUAAAAUGUAA